AUGAUCUUAUUUCUUUAUUUUCUACCCUUUACUUCCUCAAGUCACGAAGAGUUUCGCUUAUUAGCCGAUUUGCGUAAAAACUAUGACCCUUUCGAGCGCCCAGUGCAAAACUCCAGUGAACCGCUUGUGGUUUCCGUGAAAAUCUAUCUACAACAGAUUCUUGAUGUGGAUGAGAAGAAUCAAGUGAUCACAAUUGUUGCCUGGAUAAAAUACACUUGGACAGACUAUAAAUUAAAGUGGGAUCCAGGCGAAUAUGGAGGUAUUAAAGACAUUCGUUUUCCUGGUACAGCUAAUGCAAUUUGGAAACCUGAUGUAUUGCUGUAUAACAGUGCUGAUGAGAACUUUGAUUCAACUUAUCCAGUCAACUAUGUUGUCAGUCAUGAUGGAUCAAUCAUGCAAGUCCCGCCUGGAAUCCUCAAACUAUCAUGCAAGAUUGAUAUCACCUGGUUUCCCUUUGAUACCCAAAAGUGUCACUUAAAAUAUGGCUCUUGGACCUAUUCUGGCAACUUUAUCGAUCUACGAAUUGAAGCACCGGAUGGGAAGAAAAUCGAAGAUGAAGGAAUGGAUAUGAGUUACUAUGUAGAGAAUGGAGAAUGGACUUUGCUUGGUGUUCCUGCCCGAAACGAGAGCUAUGUCUUCGAUAAUGAACCAUAUCCAUCAAUCUAUUUCUAUAUUUUGAUUCAAAGACGAACUCUCUAUUAUGGAUUGAAUCUAAUUGUGCCGAGUCUCUUGAUCAGCUUGAUGACCGUUUUGGGCUUCACUUUACCACCCGAUGCUGGAGAGAAGAUCACUCUAGAAAUCACCAUUCUCCUCUCGAUUUGUUUUUUCUUGAGUAUGGUGGCUGAGAUGACUCCGCCAACAUCUGAAGCAGUACCUUUAAUAGGAGCCUAUUUCUCUAGCUGUAUGCUGGUGGUCUCUGCAUCGGUUGUGUUCACCGUGUUAGUCUUAAAUCUUCACCAUCGACGACCAGAAACCCAUGAAAUGAGCCCAUUUAUGAGAACUUGUUUCCUUAUAUGGCUUCCGUGGUUGUUAAUGAUGAGACGUCCAGGAAAUAUCUCUUUCAAUCGUCAUCAAAUUUGUGUGCAACGAGCUGAAAUAAAAGCAAGAAAGCUUGAUAGCCAAAAUCAAAGCCGAAAAGUCUCUGUUUUCGACAACAAAAUGACAACUUCUUUUCUUCGAAAUAUUCGAACUUUAAAGCAUGAAGACUCUUGUACAUGUUCACAAAGGAUUUCUCGACAUGGCGUUUUGGCAACGCUGAAAGCGAGAAGUUUAGAGUAUAAUGAUUUACAAGAAACCUCGAUCUUUAGCACAUUGAAUAAAGGAGUUCAAAAAGCUUGCACAGAGUUGAAAACGAUUUCAAAUCAAAUUCGAGUGAUGAGGAAAAGAGUGGAAGAUGAUGAAAGAGAAGAGCACGCGGCAAAUGAUUGGAAAUUCGCGGCGAUGGUUGUCGACAGAUUAUGCCUUUUCACAUUCACCAUUUUCAUCGUUGUCUCAACUUGUGGAAUCAUGUUUUCCUCACCGCAUUUGAUUGCU
Mesorhabditis belari is the source of this 1533-nucleotide messenger RNA. The record is from the annotation of a GenBank genome assembly. NCBI's taxonomy places the organism in Eukaryota, Metazoa, Nematoda, Chromadorea, Rhabditida, Rhabditidae.